CGGAGCAUGGCGCUUCGCGGAGCACCAGCGGCAUGCCCGCGCUGCGGCAGGGGCUGGUGCAGGGCCGCAUGAACAGGCUCUCCAAGUCGGCCAGCGCCUCCAGCACCAGGGCCAUGGCGUCGGAGCCGGUGACGCGACCCUCAAGAGCGACGCGGCCCACCAGCUUCCCCAAGCCCAUGGUGGCCGUGGCGUCCGAGUCCGCGCUCGCCGCGCACGCCGCGCCGAGGCCCGUCAUCGACUCGACCACCAGGGAGUCCUCGCCGGUGGGGGAGAGGCCGCCGCCGUCGACGGGGGACGCCGGCGCCGCCGCCGGGCACCCCGCCAGACAGGCCUGCUUCGACUGGAACCCGGACAGCAUCCAGGCGCGCCACGUCGGCUGCCGAGUGCAGAUCGCGGGCGAGCGCACGGGCACGCUGAGGUACUUCGGGCCCAUCGCGCUGGCGCCGGGCGACUUCUGCGGCGUGGAGCUGGACGGCCCCGACGGCAAGCACGACGGCACGGUGCGCGGCGUGUGCUACUUCCGGUGCCGGCCGCUGCACGGGCUGCUCGCGCCGCUGCACCUGGUGCGCCUCGUGGCCGACAAGGCGGACAAGACCCCCACCGCGCUCGACCAGGCCGCGCUGGACAACGUGGACUCGGGCCCGCACAGCUUCCUGCACCUGGACCACGCCAUGAUGGACCACAGGAUGCUGGAGGCGGACGAAGCGCCGCCGCACCGCCACUUCGACCUCGGCAAGGACGUCCUGUCGAGCUUGGCCUCGACGCCGACGUCCGCGGCGGGCGAAGACCACAGCCCGGGGGCCUUCGGCGGGGCCUUCCACGGCGGCCCGCCCCAUGGCGCCCCGCAGCAGCCGCCGCACUUCCUGCCCCUCAUGGAGAAGCAGAACUCGUUCGACCUGGACGAGAGCCUCGGCAUCCUGACGCCCGACCAGAUGGCGGACGGCUUCACGGUGUGCGACGGCUCCAGCCCGGAGGAGGAAGCGGCCGCCGCGGCCAUGCCCGCCGACGCCGCGGACACCGCCGAGGCCAUGGACGUGGACGACGAGCACAUGGACGUGGACGUGCACCAGGUGGUGGAGAUGGUUGACUCCGCCCUGCGGUGCACGCUGGGCUACGACGACGCCGCCAUGCUGGAACAUGGCCUGGACGACGGCCCUCAGGACAACGCCAACGCGACCGUCGCGCCGGACGCGACGGCCGUGGACUACCUGGCGUUGUCGCGCAAGGACGGCGGCGCGUCCACGUCGGACUACAUCAGCGAGGACCUGACGAGCAAGCGGCUGGACCGCACGCCGUCCGUGGAGGAGCUGCCCCUGGACCACCAGCAGCAGGAGCAGCAGCCCUGCGCGGCGGGCGGCCCGGGCGGCGCCACCCCCGGCGUGGCCACGCCGUCGCGGUCGGCGCGCGGCGGUAAGACGCCCAACAGCAUCAUCACGAGCGUGACCAGCAUCGCCAGCCUGGACACGGGCUACCAGGGCGACGGCGAGUGGAGCCGGCCCGGCAGCCGCGGCGGCGAGGCCGAGGACCGCCACUCGCCCACACAGCCGCACCACGCCGGCAUCAAGAUCAAGGGCACCGCCGUGGACCCCAUGACGGACUCGGACUUCUUCACCGAGUCGGACGCCGACAUGCAGGAGGACCGGCUCGGGGUGGCGGGCCGCGGCGGCGACCGGCACGCGCAGGUGAUCGACGGCACACUGUACGGCGCGGGCGCUCCCGGCGCGACCCACCGGCCGCAGCCGUCGCACGGCGAGGACAUGGACUCGAGCGGCAUCUACUCGGACCUGGAGCGCACGCAGGGCGGCUCGUCGCUGGCGCCGUCCAUGGCCGCCUCCAUGCAGGGCUCGGCCACCUCGGCCACGAUGCAGUUCAAGGAGGGCCGCACGCUGGCCAGCCUCAACCAGGAGCUGGUGGAGACGCUCAAGAGCAUGCUGCCGAACCUGGAGCCCGCGGAGCGCGCCGAACCGGCCGCGGACGAGCACGCUGUCGGCGCCGACGACCUAGGCUCCAUGACGUCCCUGGUGACGGUCAAGUCUCUGCAGCAGCAGCAACAGCAGGCCGCCCCUGCCGCCGUGCCGGCCAAGCCGGUCAAGGCCGUCAGGGAGAUCAAGAAGUACAAGAUGCCGAACCGCAACGUGACCUCCAAGGUGAAGGCCAUGAUGGUGGUGACGCGCCAGGGCGAGGACCAGGAGAACACGGCGCCCAAGCGGCCGACCCGGACCACCCCCAAGAAGUGGGAGGCCGUGAUGCAGAAGAUCGCGUCCAACGCGGAGGAGCAGACCAACAAGCUGGCGCGCCUCAAGGACGUGAAGGGCAAGGUGCUGUCCAGCAUGGGGGUGUCUCCGACCGCCGUGUCCACCAGGGGCUCGCGCAGCAACAGCCUCACGGUGGCCAACGUGGCCAUGACCAGGAAGGCGUCGUCGUCGCCGCGGAGCGGUGAGCUCAGGAAGGCCAAGAGCCGGCGGCACCGCUUGGAGGCGCCUUCGUCCGUCGCCACGCCCGUCAUGAGCCCCGACCAGCGCAGCGCGGCGUCCACGCCCAGGUCGUCCAUCAGCGACGUGAGCAGCAUCAACAACCGCUCCAACAGGUCCAAGAAGAACCGCAGCUCGAGUCCGCUGAGCGACGCCUCGACCAACUCGACGCGAACGAAGAGUGCGACCCUACCCACGCCCCGCGCCACCGCACAUGGCGGCUCCAGGGAGCGGUCGGCCAAGGACAAGGCGGCGGACAUCACCAACGCCGACGUCCUCAAGAAGAAUCAGAGGAACAAGACCUCCGUGACGCCCGUCCUACCUCGCGCCGGCUGUGAAGUGGGAUGCUGCCACCGUUGUGAUUACCCCCUACCCCUCGUCGUCGACAAGUGCACCGUCAUGGCCGCUGCAGUGGUGCGCGCCAUCCCCGUUCGCACGGGGGUGUCCGGCGUCCCCCGACCCUACAAGGCGUGGAGCGGCGGCGGCCGCGUGGUGGACAAGCCCGUCGCCAAGAGCCAGACGCCGUCGCCGAGGAAGACGACGCCGCAGCGCCGGGCCACGCCCUUGAAAGAUCACAAUGGGCGGCUGGAGCCGGUGGCCAAGCAGCAGGUGGCGCAGAACGGCGUCGCCGCGGUGCCCAUGCCGGCGCGCAGGACGGUGGGGACGCGGCCCGGCCAGCAGGGCGGCCAGCAGGGCGGACAGCAGGGGCCCUCGCCCCAGGAGGUGGCCGCCGAGGUGCGGCGCAGGCUGCUGCCCGACCUGAGGCACAACGCGGCCGCCUUCGAGGCCAUGGCCGUGCUGCUGGACUACACCACCACCAAGCUCGGGGCCUUCGCGGCGCCCGCGCUCCGGAGGGACCUGGAGAAGAUGAAGACCGAUAUGGCCAACACGGUGCUGCAGCUGGAGGAGGCGCAAGCGCAGUACCGGCGGCUUGAGGAGGAGCGCGCCCAGCAGGCGCAGAAGGCCGUGGCGGCCGAGGCCGAGGCCCAGGCCCGCGAGGAGGCGAGGGAGCGCGCCAUGGCGGACCUGCAGCAGAGGCUGGCGGAGCACGACGAGGAGGUCCAGACCCUGACCGCGAGGCACACCGGCGAGCUGGCGACGCUGCGCGGCCAGAUGGACAGCCGCGCCGUGGAGGCGGCGGACGCCGUGGCCGUGGCGACGCGCGGGCUGCGCGAGGAGUACGAGCUGGAGCUGGACCGCGUGACGCGGCGCCACGAGGAGACGCUGCGCGCGGCGCUGGGCGCGGCGCGCUUGGAGGCGGAGCGGGACGCGGCGCGGCUGGGCGAGGAGGCGUCGCGGCGCGAGGCCGAGCUGACGGCCCAGCUGCGCGUCCGGGAGGCGGCCCACGAGGCCCUGCGCGAGCAGAGCCGCCGCGUCAUGGACUCCAUGAAGAGCGACAAGGACGCGCGCACGCAGGCCCUGGCGGCGCGGUGCCGCGAGCUGCAGGACGAGGUGGACUCGCUGCGCUCCGUGCUCGAGCUGCGCUGCGACGAGCUGCAGAAGUCCCGCCGCGAAAACGACGCCCUGCGCAUCGCCGCCGACCAGCUCCCCGGGGCCGAGCAGCGCAUCGGCACGCUCACGGCCCGCCUCGAGGACCUGCAGGUGCAGCUGGACCGCAAGGGCGAGCUGGAGAGCAAGCUGCAGAUGGAGAACAGCGAGCUGCAGCAGUCGUUCUGCAAGGAGACCAAGGAAAAGCAGAUGCUGUCCCUGCAGAACGAGCAGCUCCAGUUCAAGCUCAAGCAGAACACUGAGGUGGUGAACGCCCUCGCUGCCAACAUGAGCGACUUCCACGACGUUUCGGCGAUCCUGAACGCUUCGCUAGCCAACGGUUUGACCCCCGACAGGAGCCGGAGAUCGCUGAAGGGCUCCAACAACAACAAUAAUAACAAGAGCGCGACGCCGCCCGAGUCGCCCAAGGUGAAGGGCGUGGUGGAGAAGAGCGAGUCGGUGUCGUACAUGCUGGAGAUGGAGGCCGACUCGACGGACGACGUGGUGGCGCGAAUCUACCGCCGCAUGGCCAGCACCCCGGUGGCCUCCCCCGCGCACCACCCCCACCACCAGGCCCCCCACCCCCGCAGCGCGCCCCCCACGGCGCGGCGGACCCCUCAGGGCGCGCUGUGCCCGCUGUCGCAGUCGGCGUCCGCGACCACCAUCCCGACGCCGCCGCGACCCACCCCGAAGCAGCGCGCGUCGUCCGGGGCGGCGCCGCGCGUCCGCUCGCGGUCCAUCUCCUCGGACUCGGGGGAGUGCCUGUCGUCCGGCAACUGGAGCCCGCCCGCGUCGCUCCCGCAGCGCCGCACGCCCGACCUUGCGGAGCCCGCCGUGGUGGUCGACGAGCACCUGCUGGUGGCGGCCGUGUACGACUGCAGCGACAUCGAGGACUUCUCGUCGUCCAAGUCGUCGUCCAUGAGCUGCAGCUCGGAGGGCUCGGAGCUCGGCGUGGCCAAGGAGGCCGUCGAGGAGGUCGCCGAGGACGAGUCCGACGCGGCGCCGUUCCAGCACCCCCAGGACCUGGACCUGAUGACGGCGUCCUGCGGCAGCAACAGCGACCUGCUGCUCGCCAAGCAGGCCACCCUGCCCAAGGACGCCGGCGGCGAGGAGAUGGCCAUGGACGACGCCGCCAACGGCAUCCACUCGUCGUCCGAGGAGGGCAGCGCGUCGGACGAGGACGACGUGAGCGCCGGGCGAGGACGCCGUGCCCUGGCCGGCCUGCCCCGCCUGUCGCUGGCCAUGCCCAUGACCCCCACCGCGGGCUGCGGCCAGUCCGCCAUCAACACGCCCAUGGACUCGAGCUGGUCGGAGGACAUGGAGCUGCCAGUGUCGCUGUCCGAGACCUAGCUGGCUGUGGGCGUGAGCCAAGUGAACGUGAACCUGAAAGUGCACGAGGAUGGGAAACGAAAGUCUGAUUGCGAUUGAGGAGCGUAGCGUGGUGAAUGAGAAUGCGCCGACGGCCAGCGAAAAGGCCUGCCAAAAUUCGUCUUAACUGAUUCCUAAUUGUUAAAUAUUUUUUAUUUCUUGUGGUUUUGCAUCCCCAUCGCGCCCUGCGCUUUUAAUUUUGAACUGAGCAUGGGCCAAGCCCCUCUGCUGCUGGUUGUAGUUUGGUAGGGCUUUAUAGACCGGAGCAUUAAAACUAAAUUUGCGUUCGCCAGAGUUCUCCCCCGGAACACUUAGAUGUGCAGGCUUGAUUCUAGUCGAAAUACCCAAAGGGAGUCCAGUACAACUCUUUUAGCGGACCGACCGCGGUCGCGGUCCCCGUCCGAUGCCAUUGAUUUACUUCGUCUGUCGUCGCCUGGGCGGCACCCCUGACACUUCACGCCUGAUUCCCCCAUGUGUUGCUCUUCUGCUUUAGAGCAGUCGGAGGUUUGUGGGCGCUGCCCGGGCUUUAAUGUAGUAUCUGGAUUCAAAAGCUGUGUCUUGUACAUACAGGUGAAUGGUACUGAGGCUGUUAAUUGUAAAUAGGUUAAUUAAGAUGGGUUCCUCAGUAUUACUUUUCCUUUUUUUUAUUAUUAUUUAAUAAUAUUGUUACUGCUGGAGUAUCAUGGAUUUCUAGAGUUGAACCCUUUUGUAUCUUAACUUUGAUUUUGACGUCAAAAUUGAUUAGAAAAUGGGACUAGAAUUUGUGUAAAGAUGUAAUUUUAGUUCAUGUUUCUGUUUUAACUGUUCUGUUUUAGUUUAGUUUAGUACAAGUCGACAAGUAAAACAGAUCAUUCAAAGCUUUCUAUGGUUUUAAAUGUCGACUUGAACUGGAUAACGUUUAAUUGAGAAUGUGGUUUGCUGUAAAAGAGAAUAUUGUAAUGGCUGUGGAAUUGUUUCUGCAAGCUGAUAAUUUUUAAAUUUUGUUUAGUCUCCUCUCCUUUAAUGAGUGAUGCUAGUUUGUAAAUAUUUGUCUAUCUUCAUUGUUUUGUUUUCUGGAGUUGCCACAAGCUUAAACUGCUGCAAAUAGAUAUUUUCCAUACUUUGCCUUUUGCAUUUAAUAUCUUACUGCUCCACUUUCAGCAAUGCAUAAACUGUUUGAGAUACUUCACUUGAUUAACUGAUGUUGGUGGUUAAACUAGUUGAUAAGUGCGGAGAAUGUUUUCUUUACUUACCAAUUGAUAUAAAAUUGUUCUAGCAAUAUUUUCUGACAAAUGUAGGAGUCUUUAUUCCCAAUAGUAGUGGUAGCAACCUGGUCAAAUUGUACUGCCUGCACAAGUGGAUCUCCAAUUUUUAAUUUUGUGAAAAGAUACUUAGAGAGAAUGAAUGAAUAGUUGAGUUUUUAUCAUUGAAGAUUUAGAGAUGAAAGCGUUUCACGCUUAACAUGUCUCGUUUAAAAAAGGAAAAAUAAAAAAUAAUUUGUUUUGUGAAUGCCAUAUUUAUUCUGUUAAUGUAAAUACUUAUUAUUGUCCUCUUCCAGUAUGUUGAUCUUAUUAAAAGAAUUUAUCAGCAGUA
Messenger RNA from Thrips palmi, 6899 nucleotides. RefSeq lists its product as uncharacterized. The record is from RefSeq and is a predicted model, not a curated record. The transcript is spliced from 18 exons. Gene Ontology annotation, molecular function: microtubule binding. Gene Ontology annotation, cellular component: cytoplasm; nucleus. Lineage: Eukaryota; Metazoa; Arthropoda; Insecta; Thysanoptera; Thripidae. The coding region runs from base 33 to 5309 and encodes 1758 amino acids.